Molecule: messenger RNA, 628 nt
Organism: Vicia villosa (hairy vetch)
Lineage: Eukaryota; Viridiplantae; Streptophyta; Magnoliopsida; Fabales; Fabaceae
Product: WW domain-containing protein C660.06-like
Exons: 2
Coding region: 151-414 (87 amino acids)
Source: RefSeq, a predicted model, not a curated record
UGAUUAUUACAGCCUCUAUAUAUAUAGAAGCCAAUUUGUAGCUUUCUUCUCUCACCGAAUCAUCAAACUCACACACCCUUUUGUUGGCUUGGCCUCUUCUUUCAUUCUGCUGAAAGCUUAUUAUCGAUCCACCUCCCUUGCCAAUUAACCAUGGGACCUGGCGGACCAGGAGGGCGUGGCGGUGGACCCGGUUGGGGUCCAGGAGGACCUGGUGGUGGACCCGGAUGGGGGCCUGGCCCUGGUGGGCCUGGUGGUGGACCCGGUUGGGGGCCUGGCCCUGGAGGACCUGGUGGCUUCUUUGGUGGAUGUGCUAACGGUUUAUGCAGCCUCAUAUCUUCAUGCUUCUACUGCUUAUGCUGUUGCUGGUUGGUGCGAGAUUGUUUCGGUGGUCCACCACCACGAGGCCCUUUCUAGUACCAGGAUUGAUUAUUAUUAUCAUUAUAUAAGUAUUUUUUAAGUUUAUAAUCUGCACUGAACUGCUACUAGUACUACUACUAACCUGGAUUAGUAAAGUUGAAGAAGGUUCUCUUCAUGCUGUCUAAUUAUCCAUGUCCAUUGUUUAAUUUGGCUGUUGUGUUAUGACCAAAAAUAAAAUUAAAUAAAUUGGUGGUUGUGUUAUUUGCUUUCA